Cyclopterus lumpus (lumpfish) is the source of this 5713-nucleotide messenger RNA. RefSeq names its product tetratricopeptide repeat domain 3 (gene ttc3). The transcript has 47 exons. Gene Ontology annotation, molecular function: protein binding. The record is from RefSeq and is a predicted model, not a curated record. The coding region runs from base 171 to 5525 and encodes 1784 amino acids. NCBI's taxonomy places the organism in Eukaryota, Metazoa, Chordata, Actinopteri, Perciformes, Cyclopteridae.
AGAUGUUUUUCUUUUUGAACGGUCUCUCGUCCUGUCGCGUGAGCUUUUGCUGAUUACACGCGGGGCUGCGCGAGCUACGUGAACAGUUUUAACUUCCGCACACUGCCAUGAGCAGGACAACAGAGCACUGCUAGGUGUUUACACGACGAAUAAAACAAGAUUUGGACAACAUGUUCGAGUACGAUUCUGACUGUGACUGUGACUGGGAGGACAUUAAAGACCACAUGAGUUUGGACACAGAUGACACAAUUGUCGCCCUCCGUCCAUCAGAAAGGGUGUUUGAACAAUGGAUUGGGAUCCCGGUUGAGAUCAGAAGAGAUGCCGGGCAACGGAUGAGAGUUUGUGCCUUCUGGCUUCCCAUUUUGCUGCAACGCAACGAUUCGGGUACCACUGUUUGCUGGGCUGUACAAUUAGGUCUGAUCCCAAAUGGCAGUGACAAAAUAAGUCUGAAGCACCUGCACAGGAUAGAAAUAGUGGAGGCAAUCCUGAGAGCCAUGGAGAAAGGAACCUUGAAAAAGCACCAGACUAAGCAUGUUGUGGCGAUAAGCAACAUGUUCAACUUGCGUUCUCAGGGUGUUUUGGAGGACGCAUUAAACUGGUUGUCGCAAACUGGAGAGCCCGCUAUUCGCCAUCGCGUCCUGGAGCUCGGCCACGCGCGCACAUUCUACACGGCCCUGCAACUCAUCUUCACAGAGUUUGCUAAGUAUAUUCAGGAAAUGGGUACCAACUUGAAAAGGACGUUGAAGUCACUGAAUGCUCGACCAUCCGACCACCUAGUCGAGAAAAGUGAAGAAAUGAAGAAGAAAGGAAAUGACAACUUUAAGGCAAAGCAGUAUGAAGAUGCUGUUAAGUUUUAUUCCAAAGCCAUCAUAUAUUACCCGGACAACCACAUAGUUUAUGGAAAUAGAGCAUUAUGCUAUAUCCGAUGUGAGCAAUAUCUAAAAGCGGUUGUUGAUGGAAAAUGUGCUACUCUGAUAAAACCACUCUGGGCAAAGGGUCACUACCGCUACUGUGAGGCUCUGUUCUCCUUGGGAGAGGUCCAAAAGGCUAUUGAAGCCAACACCAUGGCCCAGAGUCUGUGCAAAGAGGACCAGGAGGGAAUCAAAGACUUGGAACAACAACACCUGAAGUUCACUGAAAUGCCCGAUCCCAAAGUUGGACAGCCUAAGAAAACCCAGACUAAAAGACCGGAGAGCACCAACAAAGCGCAUACAGUGGAGUCCCGACCACAGAUUGGAAAAGGUGUUAAAAAGAUUGAUCCUACUCCACAGACUAAGGUCACAGACGUUAAACUGGAAAAACAACCAGUGAAAAACGAAAGGGCUGCACAGUCGGAUGGCGGUGCUAAAAACUCAAAAUCAAAGAGUGAGCUUUCUUCAAAGAAUGGCAAAGGAGCGUCCAGCUCACCAGCAGCUAAGAAGAAACCGAGAAACAGAAAUCCGUCUGAAGAUGAGAACCAGAAAGCGGACCAUAAGAAAGCGGUGUAUAAAGAGGUGAAAUCGAUGGUGCAAUUGUGUAAAGAGUUGCAAUCGAUGGUGCAGGACGCGCACACCGCUCUGGCCGACCUACGCAGCCGCAACGCAGAGGAGGCCUUCAGGAAGGCACUGGAGAUACUGGAAACCACCCCACCCAAGCAACUUGGACUCUCCACCCUUGAUGUGCUGUUGUUGCUGUUCGGCCGCGCCUCAGCUCUGACAGAAAUCGGCCAGCUUGAGGAACUUGGAGAAGCACAAAGACUUCUUGGGCAGAUCAAAAUGUUUGAAGAGAGGACGAUUCAGUGUCUGGUUUACUAUGCCAUCGGGAGGGUGUAUCUCAAAGAGAACAGGUUUGCACUUGCUCUGGCGCAGUUUUCAGAUUCCCUGCAGACAGUCAAGAAUCAAAUAACACCGGGUAAACUCACCUGGCCUUUAACGAAAGAGAUUGUCAAAGAGACACAGCCGGAGUAUUUCAAGGAAAUUCUGCAGCAUGCUAUAGAGUUGUGCAAAUUUCCUCCUAUUCCUGAAGCCAUUUGUCGAUUUGACAAAUGCCUCGUCCCUUUGAAAGCUGAAAUCUACUUGACUGACCCAGAUUUUAAGGGCUACAUUCAAUUAUGCUGCUGUAGGAGCUGCAAUGUUGAAUACCACCUCGCCUGUUGGAAGACCCUCAAGACAUCGUUCCUUGAAAAGAAUGAAAGGGAUUUCCUGCAGGAGCCGUGUUUGACCCCAGACUGUGUCGGCCAAAUCUGUAGUAUCAUUCUCUUUGGUCCGACUGGGCUGAUAAAGUGUAGGUUUGAUGAUCCCAUCGCCAAACCACAGACUCCGAAGAAGCCCAAACUGAAUCAGAUAUGCACAAGUCUAAAGAAGUUGAAGUCAAAGGAAGAGCACAAGCUCAAGAGGAAGCUGCACAAGCAGUCGUUUCAAGAAAAGCAGGCGAUCAACGACGAGAUCCUGCAGCAGAAAGAAGACUCUCCAACCCACAGUCAACAGAAAGCCUGGCUGCUCUACAGGGAUCGAGUUCUUCUGCAGAUCAGCCAGAACAUGGAGCUGCUGAGGGAGGAGAAGGGCCUCCAGGUGUCCGUCCUGACGGACCGUCUGAAGCCCUGGCUGGAGCUGGACUCCUCGAGGGGGAACUCGGUAGCUCGGAGGAUACUGAACUGGCAGGAGGAGCCGCUGGAAACUCUGAGUCAGGUCGUCGAGCUGCUACUGGAGCGGAAGAACCGGGUUUGGGCACGAAUCCUUAUACAACUACUCAGUGGCUGUCUGGAUAUAAAUCCCAAACUCAGCAAUUGGGCGUGCCAGCUCAACAAUGCAGGUUUGGAUGCUGCGAAAUCCUUCAUCGAGCGCUACGCAAGACACUUGGAGGAGGUGGAUCUGGCUUUUCUGCUCGAGUUUGGCCCGUUGCAGGACGCGAUUAUAGAGAAGAUUGGUAGUAGGCCAGAGCUUUUUUCAGGCAUGUGCUUGACCGAAUACCUAAAAGAAGCCCCGCCGCAAGACACAAGACUCUUUAUCUGGACUCUGGAGGAGCAUAGGGACCAGUAUAUCUCCUGCGCCCAUAUUCUGGAUGAUUUUUUUGAUGUGAUGGAUGGCCAUUGUUCGGUGUUAAAAAAGUCUGAUGAAAAUCAAAAUAAUUCUCCUAUUAAGAGUCGAGGCCGGAAAAAGAAACAGAGAGAGCCGAGGAGCAUUUUUGUUUUCCCUGAGACGAGAGCGCCGACUCCGGGAGAUGAAUGGGAUCAAGACAUUUUUGGAGAUGACUCUUUAUCAUUCCUUCACCCCGGAGAUCCAUUCAGUGUACCGAUUCACCUACGAGAGCAAGUCGCGGAUUUUGAGGACCAGUACAACAGCACCAGACACAGAAGUCACUAUAAAAUGAUUUUGGACAACAACCCCGACCCAACAAAAGAGAGUUUGUAUGACUACUUUGCUCAGAUCCUGGAGGAGCACGGUCCACUGGUUGCCGAGGACCCGCUGCUGGUGGGUGAACUGGGGAAUUUCCCUCCCGUGGCUCAGGUGACGAUCCAGGAGACGGGCGGCUUUGAGUCCUUCCUCCUGGAGUCCCUUCGCUUCAUAAAGAUUGGGAGGUGCAUCGGCCUGGCGAAGCACGCCGUUUCCCUGCAGCAGGCGGUGCACGGAGCCAGUCUCGAUGACUUGGAUGUAAUAGCGGAUCCUGGCUCGGACUCUCGGUCUUCGUAUUUGGGUCCGGGUCCCGAAUCUGCUUUCACAAGCUAUCUGGACAGUUAUCCUUCUGUAAAGACUGCCGCCCGUCCCCACCUCCCAAAUCCUUAUGUAAUACGCUCCCAGACUCUGCGUGAUGAUCUUGCCCUUUGGUCUAUUGAUGACAGUCAACCACAAGUCCCUUUCGUUUUACCGAAUGACUACGGGCCUCUGGAUCUGGAUGGUGGACUUUUAGAAACGUUGUCAACGACGACCGAGAACAGCUUUUUGAAGAAACAUGCAGAAGUACAGACGUGUCAGGAGACCAUGAGGAGCGUUGCAGUGAACACAGAGAUUCAUGAGCGUUUUGAGAGCUGCCAGGGUGACAUCAACGCAAAGCAAAACAACAACAAGAAGUUGGAGCAGCAGAUCAAGAAAAUGGCGAAAGGCGGCGGCGACAAAGUCACCCUGAAGCGUAAUGAAGACGUCGCCGUCCUUGAGAAAGACAUUCAGCAGAUUGCUGCCAGUAUAAAUGUGACCAAUAAGGAGCUGACGCUGUUCCAGCAGAAGCUGGAAGAAGAGGUGAAGAAGGACCAGAAGGAGAAGAAGGCCAACCAGGAAGGACUGAAGGCCCUGAAGGUGGAGAUUGAGGAGCUGGUUGGGCAACACGUGAGUAUGACCCAAUACAUAAGAGAGAGGAAAAACAGCUUUGACGCCAAGAUGAGUGAUUUCCUUGAGGUGAGCGUUCAGGCGGCAACCGAGAAGAUGAGCCUGGAAGACGAGAUCAAGCGCUGCAAGGUGUCCUUGACCUCGGCCACCAGGAGGUCUCAGGCGGCUCAGGUCUCGGUCGUGGAGAGCAGUCGGAAUCAGGGCCUGUACGGUUUCUACCGAGAGCUGGCGUUCGGCAAGGCGCUGCUGACCAAACUGGACGAAGCGGCGCACCGAUUCCAGACCCCGGACCUGGAAAGGACCAGAAACAUCUGGAGAGUCAACGUCCAAGAAGUUGAAAAGAAAAUCGCCACAGCUGAGGCGCAGUACCAGGAGCAGCUGGAUCAAGUGAACAGCGGCAGGAGACUCAGCGAGUUGCCUCCAGUCAACGUCAACAGCCAGUCUGACCCUCCAGCUGCACCAUCUGUGGCAGCCAUCGCGUAUGCUCCUCCAUCUUCGUCCCCUCAUGGCGCCCCCCCGAUCACCCCCCCCCCGGGGCCUGCAGCUGAAGCGGCGUCCGCUCAGCCUCCACCGCAACUCAAACCUCCCACCAGGACUCUGGAGCCUCAACUCCACACGGUGUUCGACAAGUCUAUGGAGCACCUGGCCGGCAUCUUCCCCGACUAUUCAAGGUCGGAGUUGAUGAGGUUCAUCCAGGAGUUGCGUUCAUCCAGCAGCGGAAGCCUGAGCAGCAUGACGUUGCAGGAUGUGGUCGGUGGGGUGACUCAGCUGAUCCUUGACCAGCAGGAGAAGCCUCAAGCUGCCAAACCAAAACAAACAAAGGGACCGAACAAAGGGAUGCCGCGCCCGUGCACCACGCCUCCUCCGGUCGCUCCGGUCUGGCAGUCGCUCGGGCAAAAGAGAGACGCAGAGAAGCUUAAAGCUGCCAGAUCGAACAGUCCAGCUCAGUACGCCGCCCCGCCUCCCGUCACCCCGGUGUGGCAGCCGCCCGAACCCCCGAAGAGAAACGAGCACGCCAACGCUCUGAACAUGGAUGAUCCGUGCAUCAUCUGUCACGAGGACAUGAAUCCGGUCGACAUCUGCGUGCUGGUGUGUCGACACAGCUUCCACGACGAGUGCAUCCGCUCGUGGCUGAAGGAGCACAGCACCUGUCCCACCUGCAGAGACCACGCGCUGCUGGUGGACGAAUUCCCCGCUUUGUCCAGUAGAAGACGCAAAGCUCCGUGAUCCCUGGGGAGCCUCCAUCACCCACCCACAUCUACGCUUUUAUCUUCCUCCUUCUUCUUUUUUUUCCUUCUAUUAUUAAUCACAAACAUUUAAUUAAAAUCUAAAAACGUCAUUGUUUUUAUUGAAUGGUCAAAAUGUUCAGACUGGCGUUGCUACACUUUGAAUAAACUAAAGCGUCUCGUGUUUGA